Leptopilina heterotoma is the source of this 421-nucleotide messenger RNA. Its product is annotated as venom peptide SjAPI-like. NCBI's taxonomy places the organism in Eukaryota, Metazoa, Arthropoda, Insecta, Hymenoptera, Figitidae. The coding region runs from base 56 to 373 and encodes 105 amino acids. The transcript is spliced from 3 exons. The record is from RefSeq and is a predicted model, not a curated record.
CCUGUAACAUUUGAGAACAAGAAUAACUCCGACAAUAGUAUAUAAAACCGCAUUGAUGUUUACAUCAAAGCAGAAUAUUUUUCAAACUCAAAGUAAUUACAGCAAAAUGUCUUCGACUUUUGUUUUUCUAAUGCUUGUCGCAGUUGUAGCUUCAAGAAAUAUAAUGUUGGGGCCGCCAAUGAUGAGAGGUGAGUGUGGCCCCAAUGCAUUUUGGUCUGAAUGUGCAUCACCCUGUCUAACAACUUGUAGUAAUUAUAAUGACAUUAGAAACAUUUGUCCAGCGGUCUGUACGGUCGGCUGUGUUUGCGAGAGAGGACGUGUCAUACAUGAUGUCACUCGCCAAUGUGUUUUAAUAUCCGAAUGUAAAACAUAAUUUCGAAUAAACCGCAAAUUAAAAAAGCCACAAUAAAUAAUUUACAGC